CUCACUAAACUAAAGGCAAACCUUAAGUUACUUUCAUACAACCACUGUUUAUCAGCUUAUCCGCACUUACAUACGGAGCUCCGACGUUCGAUGUAAAACGUAGUUCCUUCGUUAGAAUCAGACUGUUGAUUCAACGUUGUUGGAGAGGUGGGUUUCAACUCCUUCGUUUUCUCCCUUAGGAGUGUGGUUUUAACCCACGUAAGAGGGAAAGAAAGGACAAGAGAGCGAAAGGACACGAAAAAGGCAAAAAGGCUAUCUGAAACAUGAUCUCCAUGUUGUGUCUCAUGCUGUUUGUUCCACGUGUGUUCUCCUCAUCGACACAGGUGGCUGUAAUCUUCCCCCAAGACCCAGCAUUGUGGAUGGGCUCCAGCCUAACGGCCACGUGCACAGUGAGCCCCGAGCGUGGGCUGCAUGCCAACACUAUGUACUGGACCCUUAAUGGGAAGAGACUCCCAAGUAGCACCUACGGCCUGCUGAGCACCAACGGCCUCAGUGUCACCUUGCACCGCCUCAACGGCUCCCAGCAGCAGUCUGGGGACAACCUGGUGUGUCACAGCAGAGACGGACAUGUCCUGGCUGGCUCCUGUCUGUACGUGGGCAUGCCCCCGGAAAAGCCGGUCAACCUAACCUGCUGGUCCCGAAAUACAAAGGACCUGAGCUGCAAGUGGACCCCCGGUGGUCGGGGUGAAACCUUCAUCAAAACCAAAUACACCCUCAAGUACAAAUUGAGGUGGUACGGGCGAGAGAGAGAAUGUGAGGACUACAGCACGGGGCAACGCUACACAUGUUACAUCCCCCGGGACUUGGCCCUCUUUACUCCCUACGAGAUCUGGGUGGAGGCGUCCAAUCAGCUGGGGACUGCCACCUCUGAUGUCAUCACUCUGGAUAUUCUGGAUGUGGUGACUACAGACCCUCCAGACAACGUUCAUGUGAGUCGUGUGGGGGAGCUUGAGGACCAGCUGACAGUGCGUUGGGGCAGCCCUCCGGCACUUAAAGACUUCCUCUUCCAGGCCAAAUACCAGAUACGUUACCGACUGGAAGACAGCACUGAAUGGAAGUUGGUGGAUGAUGUAGGUAACCAGACAUCGUGCCGGCUAGCAGGGCUAAGGGAAGGGACAGUAUACUUUGUCCAGGUGAGGUGUAACCCAGUGGGGAUCUACGGCUCCAGGAAGGCUGGGAUCUGGAGUGACUGGAGCCACCCUACAGCUGCCUCCACGCCCCACAGUGAGCCGCUGCAGAGUGGGUCAUGUGACCCCAAGUCGGGCGAGCAGAACUCCACCCUGCGACGGGAGCUCAAGCAGUUCUUUGGCUGGGUCCGCAAACACGCAUGCGGCUGCAGCGGCAUGUCAAUCAAACUCUACGACCAGUGGCGGGUGUGGCUGCAGAAAUCUCAUAAAACACGCAACCAUGUAGAUUCUACAAUGCGAUAAAUCCUAACACAUGCUAAACAUCAUUGAAGUAUUUUAACAGCAUUCACAACAGCAACUGAGAAACUGUCUUAGAAGGCCACUUUGAGGCCCUGUGGGUAAAAGCCAUCCAACACUCUGGAUAUUCCAGCAUUUGGUCACACACACCAACUUCUUUUUUGUAGGAAUCCAUAUGGAACAGAAAAAGAACUGAGGCGAGACGCCAGCGUUACACUACUGUCUGCAGCCCAGGAUUCAAAUAGAGUGGAAUCGCUCUUUGCUCAGAUACCAAUACCUAUCUCGAAGAACUGCUCAAUCCCCUCCUCUCCACACACACUCUCUCUUACACACACAUGUCCGGGGAGUGGCAAAGAGGAGAGCCUUUCUCUGAUCACUGAGUGGGAGCAUGGAAACGUUUCUUAAAGUAGCAUUAGUACAUGUUUGACUCAGAUGGCCAUAAAUCAUCUUACUGACUACCAUCAGAUCAGACACAUAGUGGCCAGCUUCACAGACUUUUACCAGAGAGACAAGGGCAUUACGCAAUCCUCCUGGAAUGUCAUAUACAGUACAAAGAACUUCACGAAUUCAGCUCCUGUUCAGGAAACUCAAUCACAGAACAUUUGUCAGUAUUCUAGAAGAUGAAUGUACUUUCAUAAUGUAUUUCCAUUCUAACCACUUUAAUAGCCACACAGUUGUCUAAGCUAUGUGUCAAUGCAAUUUAAUUGUAUGGGCCUUUUACUGGCAAAAACAUGGUUGGUAUGCUAGCAAAUGCUAACACACCAUUUUGCAGAUUGGCUUUGUUGCAGUAAUAGCAAUUGAACUUGAUAUAUUUUUGGAUUGAAGUCAGGUUUGUGGGUCACCAUGACCAAAGCCCAUUCUGCAGUUUGUUAUUAUUAUGGAAGUGUUCUCUUGUCCUGAGGGUUUGCACCACUCUGGAUUCCUCUUAUUGAAAUUAAGUGGCAUAAAGUUUAACUGUAUAUACUGUGACUGUGCGGAUUAAGACAUUUUUAUAUUUUUUUAUCUGCAUAUUUAAGAGAUCCUAAGUAAUAUGUCUCUCAUUAAGUUAUGUUCAAUUAUCAAUAAUAAUUCUGAAUAUGUCAUAGUUUGACCGUUUUUGUCUAUAAAACAAUAAAAGAAUGACACUUGC
Messenger RNA from Oncorhynchus gorbuscha (pink salmon), 2553 nucleotides. RefSeq names its product cytokine receptor-like factor 1b (gene crlf1b). Gene Ontology annotation, cellular component: external side of plasma membrane. The record is from RefSeq and is a predicted model, not a curated record. The transcript is spliced from 8 exons. NCBI's taxonomy places the organism in Eukaryota, Metazoa, Chordata, Actinopteri, Salmoniformes, Salmonidae. Gene Ontology annotation, molecular function: protein binding; cytokine receptor activity. Gene Ontology annotation, biological process: cytokine-mediated signaling pathway. The coding region runs from base 264 to 1430 and encodes 388 amino acids.